Messenger RNA from Entamoeba nuttalli P19, 3516 nucleotides. Its product is annotated as ubiquitin carboxyl-terminal hydrolase domain containing protein. The coding region runs from base 1 to 3516 and encodes 1171 amino acids. Gene Ontology annotation, cellular component: nucleus; cytosol. Gene Ontology annotation, biological process: protein deubiquitination. The record is from RefSeq and is a predicted model, not a curated record. Lineage: Eukaryota; Evosea; Mastigamoebida; Endamoebidae. Gene Ontology annotation, molecular function: cysteine-type deubiquitinase activity; cysteine-type endopeptidase activity. The transcript has a single exon.
AUGAUGAAUAACUUUACAUAUUAUAGUGAUAGUGGAUGGGAAAUGUAUUAUCCAUUUUUUGGAAUGAUGAACAAGGACCAACUUGACAGUAUGCUAAAUAAUAUUGAUAUAACUUCACAAGUAUUACUCACAUUUUUAAAAGAAAGAGGUUAUAGAAGUAUUAACAGUAAUGAAUUACAGAGAGAACUUACUAGUGUUGUACAAAGAAUGUUUAUUUUAGAAAAUGAAUGGGAGUAUUGGAUCAAUGUAUUGUAUGAAUGUUGUGCUAUCAUCAAUUUAUAUGAUUCAACAUAUGAUAAUCAAUAUUUUUACAGUUAUUUUAUAGGACUUAUUAAAUCUCAAGAAGAAAGAAUGAAUGAAGGAAUGGAAAUAUUUUUAAGAAACAAUAGAAUUGAAGAAAAAGUAUGGAAGGUUAUUGAAAAAUAUUUUAUGAUAAUAUACUUUAUUAAUUAUGAUAGUGGUAAUUAUAAUAUUCAUAUUACAGAUGAUAGUUAUUAUAAAAUUUGUAAAAUGAUUCAAAGUUUUGGGGAAGGGGAUAAAUGUUUAUAUUUACAAAUUUUUAGUAAGAAGAAAAUUUCAAGAACAUUAAGUCAAAAUGAAGAGUAUGGAAAUAUUAGUAUAAUAUAUAAUGUGAUUAAAACAAAUAAAGUAUGUGAUGAAUAUACUUACAAUAAAAUUUUAAUUAAUUGCUUUGAACAAUAUAUUGAUACUGAUGGCUAUUCAUUGUUUAUAGAAACCAAUAAAAUCAGUUAUUUUGGUAUUUACUUAGCUUAUUUACAAAUGAAAAAAAUUCUAAUGGAUAAAAAAGAAUUAAUUAAAGUAAUUAAAGGAGAAUUAAAGUCUAAAGUAUUAGACUAUAAUAUAAAUGGAAUUACAGUAUUAAGACAAAUAAUAUUUGAUAAAAAGAGUUGUCAUGAGUUACGUAUUAAACCAGGAAUGGAAGACCUUUAUAAAGGAUAUGUUAAAUUAGUAGAAAAAUAUCAAAACAAAGGUAUUAAAGAAGAUAUUGAUAUUGUUAAUAUUAUGAAGAAGUCUAGAGUAACACGUCAACAUUCUCAUAGUAAAACUAAAGUUAUUAAAACAGUUCCAAGUGAAGAAACAAUGAUGAUUUAUAAUUGUCUUGAUAGUAUAUUAAAUAAAAAGUAUAAUAAAAAAGUACUACAACAAAUUAUUACAUUCUUUUGUUCAAAAAGAUCUGAAGACAUUUAUAAGAUGAUAAUAACAACUAUAAAUGAAAAUGGAUGGAGUGGAGAACAAUAUGAUAUUAUGAAAGAAUUUAUUGAAAACUAUAAAACAAUAUUUCCGUAUGAAGUAUAUGAAAGUCUAAUAAAAGUAUUAGAUGAUACCCAAAAAUCUAAAAUAUUAUUAAUUAAAAUAAAUAGUUGUAAUGAAUAUAAAAUUGAAAUUUUAAUGUCACUGAUGUUUAAUCAAUGGUUUUGGACAGAAAUUGAAAAAUUUAGUUAUUUUCAAAAUAAUUUUACUCGCCAAUUAGCACAAACAAUUCAAAAGGUAUGUCUUAUGACUGAUAAUAUUUCAAUUAUUGAAAAAGGGAUUUGUAUAACUACUGCGUUUUAUAAAGAAGAUGAAAGUAUUUUAGAAUAUAUUAAAAAGUAUAAAAGGAUACAAGGAACAGAUAUUGUCAAAACUGUUGAAGAAAUUGAAGAAGAUUAUAGAAAACAAGAAAGUAAAGAAAUUGGGAUAGGACUUCCAAGAAAAUAUCCAUUGAUGUGUAUUGAUAGAAAAGAACGGUAUUUUAUUAUUAAAUGUCAAGGAACAAUUGUAUCUGAUCAAAAGUUAAUGACUGAGAUAUUAUUAAAGCCAAUUAGUAAAAAAGUUAUGGGUUAUUUAUUAUUAUUUCCAAGACUUAAAAUAAAUUAUCACAGUUUUUAUAAUAAGUUAUAUAACAAUAAAUAUAAUAAUACAUUCCUUUUAUUAAACUGUCUUGCUUGUGAUGAUACUAACUAUCCAAGAAACUGUGAAUUUAUGGAUGAAAUUAAAAUUAUUAAAACAUUUGUAAUGGAAGAGAUGGAUAGUAAAAAGGAAAUACUAAAAAUUAGUUCAACACAACAAAAAGAUAUUUUAAAAUCAAGUACUGACUAUAAAAAUCCUUGUACUAGAAAAAUAAAAGAAGAUACUUAUGAUAGUGCAACAUAUAACUAUAGUAGUGUUAAUCGCUUAAUUUAUGAUUCUAUAAAUGAAGAGAUUAAAUCUACUAUUCCUAAUAUUAUUGAAAGAGGCGACUCUAUUAAAAGACUUCUUAUGCUGAUUGAGAGGAAAUUAAUAAGCCAAGAAAAUAAAGAUAGUCUUAUGAAUGAAAUGGAUAAUAUUAUUCAUUAUUGUUUUGAUUUAAAAAAAAUUAGUAAAACAUCCGAACAAAAAAGUAAAAGAAAACAAUUAGAAUUACUAAUACUUGAAAUGAUUAAGGAAAGUAAUGACUAUAAAAAUCUUAUUGGAAAAAAAAUUAAAGACAUCUUAGAAACAAUGAAUAUUAAUUAUGAUAAUAAAAUGUUAAUAGAAGUUUUAAGUAGUGGUGAAGAAUAUGUUGGAAUUAAAAAUUUAGCAAACACAUGUUAUGUUAAUAGUAGUCUUCAAGCAUUAUUUCAUUGUAAAUUAUUCAGAGAUGAUGUAAUUAAAGAAAAGUUAGAUAUUGGAAGUAUUUCAACUAUUUUCAAAGAAAUGGCAAGAAAAACACAAGUAAAUAUAUCGGAAUCAAUCCAAAUGUUAACAGACAAACAAAUUAAUAUUGAACAACAAGAUGAUGCAACAUUAAUGUUAAAUAGUAUUAUUAAUAGAAUUAAAACAGGAAAUGAACAAUUAAUAAACCAUCAUUUUAAAAUUGAAAAAGAGUUUAAAAAAGUUUGUCUGUCUUGUAAUAAAGAAGAGGUUGUUAAAGAAAAUUGCUAUUAUUUACAUGUUCAACCAAAUAAUAGUAUUAUAGAAUCCAUAAAUAGUAGUUUAACUGAAUCUAUUGAAGGGUAUUAUUGUGAAAAUUGUCAUAAAAGAGAGAGAACAGAAAGAAAGAGUAAAAUUACUGAAACAAGUAAUUAUUUAAUAGUAGAAAUAAAUAGAACAGAGUAUGAUAGCGUUGGAAGAAGAAAUAAUCAUGAGAUUAAUUUUGACGAAGAAAUUGAAGUUAUACCUGGUGAAAAAAUGAGACUUAUUUGUAUAAUAAAUCAUUAUGGUAAUUUGGAUGGAGGACAUUAUAAUUGUUGGUGUAGAGUUUGUAAAAACAGGUGGUAUAAUUUUAAUGAUUUAAAGGUUGAAGAAAUUAAUGUUGUUGAAAAUUUAUCAUCAAAUAAAGGAGUGGUUGCAAUUUAUUGCAAAGAAAGUAAAGAAGUAUAUGACACAGACAUUAAUGAAACAAUUGAUGUAAAUAGAAUUAUCAAACAGUAUAUUUUAAACAAUAAAGAAGUUAUUUCAAUUAUUGAGAGUUAUAAAACAGAAAGUUGGGCUAAUGAAAUAAAUAAGUUUAGAAUUGAUAUGACAAAAGAAAACAAAACAAAUGAAAUAUAUUAA